UCGCGUGCUGUUAAAAAAAUCUGGAGGACCUCCACCAGGAGCUCCUGGUUCACAAAAUGUUAACAUUACUGAUACACGAUAUGAAAUAAUUAAAAGAAUUCUUUACGAAACUCCUAAACCUGAACUUCCUAAAAUGAGUGAAAAAGAUCUUGAACGACAUCAAACUAUUGAUCGAGCUUGGAAAUUAUUUAUACGUAAUCAACAAGAAGAAAGAGAAAAUGAAUUAGCAGCAAAAUAUAGAAUGUUAAAUGAAGCAAAUAUUGAACUUGAAAAAUUAGGACCUAGAUUAUUUAAUAGUGCACAAAUGGGAAAUAAAACUAUAAUGUUUCCUAGACAAUUAAAAGUUCCUACUGAAACACCUCCAUUAAAUGGAUGGAAUUAUAAUUAUAAACCUCCUCCGAAACCUAAUGAUGAUAAUGAUUCUUCUUCAUAA
This is a messenger RNA of Scutellospora calospora, 433 nucleotides long. NCBI's taxonomy places the organism in Eukaryota, Fungi, Glomeromycota, Glomeromycetes, Diversisporales, Gigasporaceae. The record is from the annotation of a GenBank genome assembly.